AUGUGGAACUCGUACGGGAUCAUGGUGUUCUUCGACCGCAGCCGCAGUGAGCCAUGGUCUCGCGGUAACUAUAAAAUGUCACGACUGAACGUGAGAAACCCCGAAGAAGUACCUUCCGGAAUCUUACCAGAGGACAUUCAACUAUGUUUGCUCGGAAUGUGGAAUGACAUCCGGUCACUCAAGAAAGAAUCGACGCUCAAUCGAGACAUGGCCAUGCUGAAAAAGGCCGAUCUAUCUCAGCAGCUUUAUCUCGCCCUAGAACAGCUGGAAACCAUCGUCGCCGAGUCACGAAAACCCCUGGUUGCAGGGGGGUACACGGCCACGAUUCUCAAAAGCUACCUCGGGUGCGAGCCCUCCCGCGGCCCAAAUUGGCGACAAGAAGUGACGAACCGACUGGACUUGUGCAUCUCAAACAUCAGGCCGCUUCUCCUCUUGCUCACGAUUCAUCUCCACGCGGACGUCCACACCCUGCGAGAGAUUUAUCUCUCCCCCGCACCUCUUCAAAUGGAGCCCACGCCCGCCUCGCAGACAUGGCAACAAAACGUGCUCAAAGUACAAGAAUGGGCGCUGUCUGCAGAUGGGAGAACAGCAGCCAUCGCGUCGUUGCAGACGUGGUUCGCGUACGAAUCAUCGCUGCUGAUCAACCCUGGCCAGUCGGCGCACGCCCUCGAUCCGAUUGUGUACCUGGCCCUGUCCGCGGCGGCCAUGGUCCUGUGGGCAUGGACCAUGAACGACGCCGAGGUCUGUGUCUGUCACCCCACGACGCCAAAGGCAGAAGUCACCAGCAGCAGUAUGCAUCUACAGCCUGACGUGCAGAACUGGAUUCGGGGCGGCGGAGGCGGCAUUUCUUUCCUGGGCCAACCAGUCUGCAAGUGUACCGUUGCUCAGCGCCUUUCUGCCUGGACCGAGGCGUUGGCGAAAGCCGGCAGGACGUGGGAAAGAGCUGGUGUGGACGCGAACAUGUUCCGUUGCUCGUGGCUGGGGACAUAG
Messenger RNA from Metarhizium acridum CQMa 102, 990 nucleotides. RefSeq lists its product as uncharacterized. Gene Ontology annotation, cellular component: chromatin. Lineage: Eukaryota; Fungi; Ascomycota; Sordariomycetes; Hypocreales; Clavicipitaceae. Gene Ontology annotation, molecular function: RNA polymerase II cis-regulatory region sequence-specific DNA binding; DNA-binding transcription factor activity, RNA polymerase II-specific; zinc ion binding. Gene Ontology annotation, biological process: DNA-templated transcription; regulation of transcription by RNA polymerase II. The record is from RefSeq and is a predicted model, not a curated record.